Mytilus trossulus (common blue mussel) is the source of this 6467-nucleotide messenger RNA. RefSeq names its product F-box/LRR-repeat protein 5-like. Lineage: Eukaryota; Metazoa; Mollusca; Bivalvia; Mytilida; Mytilidae. Gene Ontology annotation, cellular component: SCF ubiquitin ligase complex. Bases 43 to 2094 code for a protein of 683 amino acids. The record is from RefSeq and is a predicted model, not a curated record. Gene Ontology annotation, molecular function: protein binding. The transcript has 10 exons. Gene Ontology annotation, biological process: SCF-dependent proteasomal ubiquitin-dependent protein catabolic process; intracellular iron ion homeostasis.
CGCAUCUCGCGAGAAAACGUGAGAGUUGAAAAAAAAACAAAUAUGGCGCCGAAUUGUCCUGAAGAAGUCGAUGUUUUCACAAUUCCUCAUUCUCGAAUGAAGGAAUUGGUCAAAAAAUAUCUUAACAUGGUAUCAGAGAUCAAUUUUGCAGACAUUUCACAUUUGACAAAUCUGUUGGAAAACCUGGUGAAUACAUUUAAGGAAUUUAAAGCACAUGAACAAAUUGAGAACAAAUACAUCAUGAAGAAACUUAAAGACAAACUGAGAGCAUUGUCAGUUAGGAAUACUGCUGUUUGCAACUGUCAUUCAGACAACCAAUUAACAGACAUUUUAGAACUGGUGCAGGAUGGGUACAAAUGUACACAAAAGACAGAAACAGAUCGUAAAAACUUUGGUACAAAGCUGAGGAAGGCAUUGGAAGACUUUACAGAGACAUUUAUUCCUCAUAUGGAAGAAGAAGAAGCGGUGUUUCAGCCAAUGUUAAUCAAGUAUUUUACUACUGAUGAACUACGCAGAAUUAAAUUCAAAGUUUUGGAAAAACACUUUUGUCAGAAGGAUGAUUGUGGAAAAGAGAAACUUCCAGAGAAAACAGAUUUUGUACUAAGCGAUUCAUCAGAUGAAGAAUGCACAGAAAAACUUGAACCCACUAAGGAGGAUGUUGUGCCUAGCGUCAACAGUUGUGUAGUAGAUAAAGUACCUGAUGAGGUGGCAAUACAGAUAUUUUCUUACCUUAAUCCACAGGACUUAGGCAGGUGUGCUCAAGUCUCACAUCGCUGGAAUAGACUUGCAUUAGACACUAGUUUAUGGAGAAACUUUUUACCUAUACAGUGGUCCAAAGGAGUUUGGAGUUUUACUCCCAUAGUAGAUAUUGAAGUAGAAGAAAAAAGUUUGUUAGAGAAUAAAUACGAAUCUGUAGCCAUAUAUUAUGAUGAAGAUGCAGACAUUGAUGAAUCUGAAGAAGAUGAUGAUACUAAGAGGAUAAAAAAGAUAAAGAUGGAAACCAGCAUGUUGACAAGUUUGACGAAGUAUCUGUUACCUAAAGUAGGAUAUGGUGUAAAAACAAUCAAUCUGGCUUUUAGUCAAGGCCUUGUUAAUGGUUUGUUGUAUAAGAUGCUGUCAUUAUGCCCAUUAGUAGAGAACCUAGAUUUAACUCAUACUAUGGUGUCAGAUCUUGGAUUUAAAAGCCUUGGUCGAAAUGGGUGUGGAAGUAAUCUAAAAAGAAUAGAUUUAGCUGGCUGUAAGAAUAUUACUGAUGUGACUUUAGAAAGAUUGUCCCAAGCAUUACGUUCGAAACCUGAAAUCAGACAUGAAGACUGUGAUGAUAACAAUCAUGAAGAAAAAAAUGAAAUUGAACUGAAUGAAAAGGGAGAUAAAUCUUCAAAAGAUUCAGACUGUCAUGUGACUUGUAGACAGAAUAUCAAUGAACAAAUAGUCGAUGAAGACUGCAAUAUAUCUUUCAUGAAUGACAUUGAAGAUCAUUCUCCAAGGACUUCUGAAAGUUUGGGAAACCAGAAAGGCAGAUCUGUUGACCUAACAGUGGCAGCAACCCCAAAAUUAAAGGUUGGCUAUAUAACAAAGGAAUCUCCUAGAUUGACUUUAAACACUGGGAAUAUUUCCUUGGUUAGACAAAGAACUAGUUUAUGUUGUCCUAAGAAUUGUUGUUUGGAAUCUGCAUCAGUAAAACAUUUUGAUCAGCUUUCUAAAAAUGUGAACUUCAAACAUCUGAACAACACAGAUGAAUGGACUAAAAUCUGUGCUGUAAAACAUGGACAUGAAUCUGAAAUCAUCUGUGAUAAAUUAGAAUGUGGACUUGAAUAUCUCAGUUUAUCUGGCUGUUCUCAUAUUACAGAUAAAGGGAUAAGGGCAUUAGUGAUAGACCAGCAGACAUUUCCAGCAUUGCAAUUCCUUGACCUAUCUGGUUGUGAUAAAGUGACUUCUCUAGCUCUGACUGACCUGGUCAGUGUGUGUACCUCACUUGACCAUCAGUUCUUAUAUUAUUGUGACAAUGUAACAGCAGAUCCAUAUUCUGAUUCUGCCAGUGGAUGUCAGAACUUAGAAUGUCCGACGAGAGCUUGUUGUCGUACAGGAUGCUAGAUUUUCCUGUUGGAGCAGUAUACAGUUUACCAGUAGACAGACCUGACCAAAGAUAACAUUACAUGUAUAACAUGUUGAAGAAAGACAAUAUCACUGUGUUUUGAUUUUAUUCCUUUCUUGAGCUUCAAUAGAUCAUUGUACUAUAUAUUAGCCAGAGUAUUUGUGGUAUUUGGAUUUGCUUAUAUUGGGUGCUAAUUGGUAUGCUAACUAGAAACAGAUUUUUUAAACAAAUUGUUCCAUAAAAAUUAGUAGGGAGCAUUUUGAAGGCAUACUUGGUGUAUGUGUGGAACAUAACAGAUUGGGUUACAAUUCACUGUGAAAUCUUUCCAUGGAAGAAUAACACUUGCAACAUGACACCCUAAACAGGGACUGUCUGCAAUGUUUAGAAAAAUGUAUUUUAAGUUCAAUUAUGUCUCUUCGAAAACAAGAAACAAUGUCAGAAUUUUACUUUGUCAAAACAGAAAAAAUCAAAAAACUAACAAUCUGUAAGAAACAAAGGAAAAGUUUCAGCGACAAAUUGUUCCUACAUAAAGACAAUCUGAGACAUUGAAAGUGAUGCUGUAUUAUAACAUUUUAUGGACAUUUUUUACUGAGUCGCUUAAAGACUGUCUUACAGAUUAUCUUAUUGUUAAAAAGACUUAAAGUCUAUUAGAGACUGCAAGGUCAGCUCAUUUAAAGUGUAAACUAUAUAUAUUAUUUAAUUAAGAUUUAAUAUGAUAUAAUCAGUUUGGAAUUAUAAUAGCAAAACUGUGUACUCCAGUGCAAAGAUUUUAUAUACAAGAUAUAAGAUGUUUUAUUGAGCCAAUUAUGGCACCCAAUGCUGAUCAUAGUUCAUAACAAAACAAAAUAUAUACAUUAAACAAAAUUUAAAUUUUUGAUUAACAAUUAUUAGUUAGAAUGAAAUGACAAAAUAAAACAUAAAUCGUGAUGUAGUAGUAAGAAGUUACAUUCUCAUUUUCCCAUUUAAAAAUCUAGACUGUGUAGGCUGUUAAUGACAAGAAGAUAGCAUCCUUCCUUGAAUAAAGCAUUUUGUCCUUAGAGAAUGCUAGGUUAAGUUUGGUCUUUUUUCAUUUCUUGAUAUUCAUUGAAAAAACGUACUAUCGACUCAACAAUAUUAAAUGCUUUUUGUUAUUUGCAUAGGCAGCUAAAACAAAGAUUUGAUGAUAAUAAAGUUAACUAAGACAAUAUUUAAGCAUUAUGUUGCUAAUUGUUUCCUAGAUAUAAAAUUAACAGUAUUGUGUUUGUUUUGGUUUCUCAACAAUCACUUCCUGUAAGUUUCCAGAGUCAAUAAAAGUACCCGACCUAGUUUUUAUGUAGUGGUCUAAUUGAAAAAUGACUACCAUUUCCUCUAUUUAUUACAAUUGUUUUCGUGUAGAGACCAAGUGGUGUGAUUGAUUUUUUUUUCUUACAGAAUUUCUUUGACCUUUAGAUGUAGUUAAUGUAAGGAAGACAUAAAUUAUGGAUAUAAGUAAUUAGUUUAAUGGCGUAAUCUGUUUUAUGCAACCCUAUUAAAGUGUUGUUCCAUGCUAGAUAUGAACAGUCAUGGUCAUUUGGGGUAUAACUAAAUAAAGAUUUUGUGCAAUUAGAAAAAGAAUUUUUCAACAAGCAUAUUUAUUGAUUUUUUUCAACAUUAAGCUUUCUAUAAAGUAAAGUAUUAUGUGAUCUACUAUGUGUUAGUCUUGUCUGGCAUACAGACCUGAAGAAUAUGACAUGAUUUACCCAGCAUGCAUUGUAUGCUAGUUGAAGCUGUCCUAUGGGAUCAUAGAAAUUUUGAACAUAAAUAGACUUUCUUGUUUAAGUCGUUAGUAUUAUUUAAAAAAAAAAAAUCACAUUUUGUUAUGAGGGCUUUAACAGCUAACUAUACACGUAACAGUAUGGAUUUUGUUCAUUAUCAAAGGAAGAAAUUGGCCUAUCCACAUCAUGUGGACUCAAAAAGACAGUUGUCUCAUUUGCAAUCAAUCACACCACAUAUCAUAUCUCUUGUGGGUAUUUGUCUUACGACAGUAGUACCACAUCUCCUUAUUAACAAUACAAGUCAGCUGCUCUAAUUGAUCAGGCAAGACAUUUUGCUUGAAAUGCAAUGUAUUAAGACUCCUCACAAAUCUGUAUCCAUUCUUUAAUAUUUUUUUUGUUUUACUGAAAAUGUUUAAAUAAUAUAAAGCUUUCAAACUGUAGAAGGUUGCAUUGUAAAUAAUUCAUAUCAUUAGGUUAAAGAAUCCUAUAUGCAAAUUACGCAUACUUGUGUUGCUUCUUGAUAUAUUGUUACUAAUGUACACAGCAACUGUGAUGUAUAGAUAUAUGUAUACUACAUUGAUCAGAGACUGUAGACAGAUUGAUUUUUGUUUAAUUACCUUUUUAUAAUCAUGUUUAAACAACUAAAAGUAUAUAUUAAAUAUUAUUUAAGGGAUUUAAAUGAUUUAGCUUUGUUCAUUUUAAUAAGAAUGUGCUGUAUUUUAUUGAACGGAAUCUCUAUGAAGCAUUGUACUGUUAAGAUAUUCUUUGAUCUGGGAACAAAAUUUUGAUUACUGAUUAGACCUAAGCAAUUCUUUUCUUUGCUUUAUUUUUCCCAGUCAGUAUGAAGGAUUUUCAUGUUUCUUAAGUAUUACUUUAGUCACAGAACAAAACUAGUUUAAAUAUUUUUCAUUUUUCACUGUUUUAUGUAUGUCAUUUUUAUUCCCAAAUUUUCUAGGAAAAGAGAGUAGAGCAUGUACUGCUAUCUUUUAAAUUUGGUUUAGUUUUGCAUUCUAUGGAUGAUUAAACUCAGAUUUAAUUAUUGGAACUAACAUUUUGUUCAAUUUUCUAGAUUACCAUCAUAUUCCUAUAACAUUGCAAAAAAUAAAUAAUUCUGUUUUUGCUAAAGUUUCUUUUGUUAUUUAUUGCAUAUAAGUCCUAGUCAUAGCUUAUUCACAAAUAUAUCUAUAGAAGAUAGGGCAACUACCCUAAGUCUUUUAAUGUUGCUGAUAAUAAUCUUGAUGUUGUAAGCAUUUAUAAUGAAAAACCAUUUGGUUAACCAACAAUAGUGCCAAUACUUGUUCAGUAUUAAAACUUACUUCAGCAUUUUAAACAUUAUUACACUGAUUCUAUAUUUUAUUUUGUUUUUGAAUUAUUCAGAAUUCAUUUUCAAACAUAUUUUGAUUCCAAUAGAUGAACAAUAGUUUUGUUAGUGACACUGGGAAUUUUAGUUUUCACGCUGUUGCUGGCAUUAUCAGCAGUGUCUAUUGCUUAUUAUUUUUUGUUUUAUCUAAAUGAGUAGAACCAUACAAUAAAGAAAUUGUCCUUAUAUGUACUUUUCGAAACACUGACUUAAGUGGUUGCAUCACAUUGUGGAAGUUGUACCCUUUGUAAAGUAUACUCACAUGUUUGUUUCAAAUGGGAAUUAUUUUUUUUGCAACUGAAGAAGAACUAUAUAUACUUCAUUAUAUUGGCAAAUGAAAUAUUGCAUCAUGUACAACUAUCAUUAUCAUUUUAACCAAGCUACCGAAAUUCAAAGUAAUUACUUUAUAAGAAUAAGUUAAGUGAUGAUCAUGUCCACUCCAAUAAAGAUACAGUUAUAUGGGCUAUAGCAGUUUUUCAAAUUAUUUGCUUUUUUGAAAGUUUUUGGAGUCAAGACAUUUAUUGCUAUAUAGAUUUUGGAAAUUUAACUUUUUCACAGUUUUUAGUCUUUACUUUAUUAACAUACUUCACCCCCUUUUCACUUAUCAUUUCAGCUAUUUUCCUGAGUAUGUGAUAACAAUUAUUGCAGGAAACUGAAGGAUAUAAACUUUUUUAUCAUAGCUGUUUUAAUAUAUUUAUUACAUAAACCAUAGGCGAACCAAGGAGGGGGGUUCCUGGGACCCCUCUUUUGUGAGGAAAAUUCAGUUGGUUAUAUAGGGAAAUAGGGAAGCAUGAAUGUAUCGGGCCCCCACAUAGGUCAGUCAGUGGGCCCCUCUUUAUGAAAAGUUCUGGAUUUGGAUCCGUGAAUGUAAACUUUUGGAUGAUUUUAACCUGCAACAUUAAAUGGUCUAAGCUUUGUGAUAAUUCCUCAGAUCAGUAAUUAAGUAAAACUACGUUUAUACACAAUUUUGAGAAUAACUCUUACAAUUUUGUACAUAUUUAGCUGUACUAAUGUACUGUUUUUAUGUUUGAGAAUAACUCUACAAUUUUGCACAUAUUUAGCUGUACUGAAGUACUGGUUUUAUGUUUGCUUUAUUUAUUGUCUUUCUGUAAGAUAAAAUGUAUUAUAAGAGACAAAUGUUUAUAUGCAUCUCAAACUAAGCCUUUGUUCAUCAUGACUCAAAGUGCUAAAGUCAAUUGUUUUCUAUUAUUUAUACUGGUUUGUUUUAAAAUAGAAUUGUUAUUAGAUAAAUAAACCAUUUGUUCAUCGCAGCACAGUG